AUGGAUUCACGUGCGUCAACUUUCUUGGACCCCUCCUCUGCCAUCACAGCGAUCACCAGGCAUAAAGCCGAGGCGAUCAAGCUGGCACGAGAGCAGGGGACUGCUGUUAGGGAGAUGUGUCGCCGCGCAAAGACUGAGGUGCCGCCUUACGAGUUCGAAGAAUUGAUCGGCAAGGGUGCCUAUGGCCGAGUUUAUAAGGGUCAUGAAACACCUUCUGGCCGGUUGGUAGCAAUCAAAGUCCUUGAUAUUGACUCUUUGGACUACAAGUCAUUGCGUGACUUUCGAGAUGAGUCAAUCAAGGAUUUUAUUCAUGAGACCAAGGUCAUGAAGCAAGUCAAAGACUCAGGCGCUAAGAACAUCAACGAGCUCAUCGAAGCAAUCUCCAUCCAUUCCCAAUUGUGGCUAGUCUGCGAGUACUGCCCCGGUGGUAGUGUGCGAACUUUGAUGCGAGCAACUGGUGAUAAACUCGAAGAGAAUUACAUCAUUCCUAUUGCACGAGAGCUUGCUGUUGGAUUACAUGCUAUUCACGAAGCUGGUAUUAUCCACCGUGACGUAAAGGCUGCGAACAUCCUCAUCCACGAAGAAGGACGAUUGGAAAUUUGUGACUUUGGUGUUGCAGGUGUCUUGCAAUCGCAUCAGGACAAACGCUCUACGUGGAUCGGAACGCCACACUGGAUGCCCCCUGAGAUGUUCUCCAUGAGGGGGCCGGCGCACCAUUAUGGCAAUGAGAUUGAUGUGUGGGCAUACGGCUGCACCUUGUUCGAAUUUGCUACAGGCAAUCCUCCCAACUCGGGACUCCGCGAACGAAUGCAAAUCGGACGUCAACUCAAUCGAAAUGCCCCCAAGCUUGAUAGUGACCAGUAUAGUCAGGGAUUAAAGGAUCUUAUUGCGUAUGCACUUGACUCCAAUCCAGCGACUCGUCCAACAAUGGCAGACAUCCUCGCACACCCCUAUAUUGCCGAAACAGAAGAGGAAUACCCGACCCUCUCCGUUGCUGAGCUUGUUCGGAAUUACUAUCAAUGGUCACAACGGGGCGGGCAGCGAGUGUCUUUAUUUCACCCUGGGGGUGCAGCAGCGGCAGAGCUCCCAGGAACCGAAGAAACCGAAGAGGAUUGGAGCUUCAGCACGACGGAUGGCUUUGAACGAAGAUUCUCUGUCAUUGAUCUCGAUCAGAUCGCCGCUUCCCUUGCUGAGAUGGAAGAAGCGAUCAGUCCGACAACCCCAGCACCCGACAGCGAUCUUGGUGAUGAAUUUAACGAAGCCGAGCUGGAUCCUGAGGAUAAAGCCAAUUUCGACGAGCGAGUCCGCCGUGGUGCAGAAGCCAUGGAAGGACUUUUUAACGAGGAUAUGCCAAGUUACAAAUAUGAAACCAAGAGAGAUUUUGUUCCUAUCCAACCCAGCCCUCCACCCUCCGAUCUCCCUCUCCGCACCAACACGGAUCGAUCAUCGGUGACAUCGACUUUCAUUGAUAUCGAUAUUGGCUCCUUUGACUCCUCCCACUAUGCAGCUGGUGCACCGUCCGCACAGCCUUUCCAGCUUGCCAAUGCGGACACCAUUCGCGCAAAUCGGUCUAGUAUCCGCAUUCCUCGUGGAUCUAAUGAUUCUAGUUCCCAGUCUUCGAACAGCGAUGCCGAUGUUAAUGAACCUCACGAGGAGGAGUUCAAACCGUCAGGCCCGCGACCUCCCACUAUGGACUGGAAAUUUCCUUCAUUCUCCAUGGCACAGCCUGAGGAUGUUGAACCCGAGGCCGACGCUGAUAACGAAGCUGAGGGUGCAGAAGAGGAACCAGCCACUGAACCAAUCAAAGAAGAAAGCUUUCAAGACGAGAAACGUGCUACCAUGGAGUGGACUUUCCCUGUCAUGGGGUCUCAACCAGAGGUUAUGCCUGCCAUGGAUGAACAGGUGAGCACUGAUACAGAUCGCCACGAUACUGUGAGAGCGCCUGUAUCUGGUUUGCAAAGACAACCUACACAUUCACCCGCUAUCUCUCGCCCGUCAACCUCAGCCUCCAACAGCUCGACUAUGUCUGACUCUGAUUAUGAUCCAUUCCGCUUUGACCGACCAACAACCCCCAAGGCUUCAUCACAACCCAAUUCAUUCGACGCGGAAUUCCCAAGCUUAGUCGAUAACGCCUCUGAUGAUGAUUCUGCCGGAGUCCUUGAUGGGCCCGGACCAGAUGAAGAAGAAGAAGAAGAAGAAGAAGAAGAAGAAGAAGAAGAAGUAUCCCAAGAGUCCCAUCCAAUGUGGCAGGAAGAACCAGAUAUCAUAUCUUUGGAUGACUUGCCGCCGCCCACUGCCAUUCCGGUGUAUGACAGGCCCAGUGACACGCCCGUUGAGAUCUCUGAGCCAGGGUCACCUAUCAUUGAGGAGCCCCUGCAGACCGCUCGUCGUCGAGAUCAUAUGUCUUCAUUUGCCGCGCCACUGGUGACUGAUAGUGAUCCCACUAUCUCAUUUCCAACCUUGAUUCCCCCAAGUGCCGACAGCUUGAUGGAAAGUGCCGAUGAUGCUGCGGUUACAGCGGAGCUGGAUCGUCUGCUAGGUGACUUCCUGGGUGCCCUUUCAGCGACAGGAGAGGCUCUUUCAAGGGCUGGUGCAGAGCCGAAAGCGGAUGGUGUUGCUCACCACCCUGCCGAAGCAGUACCAUAG
Penicillium cosmopolitanum is the source of this 2646-nucleotide messenger RNA. RefSeq names its product putative serine/threonine protein kinase. The coding region runs from base 1 to 2646 and encodes 881 amino acids. Lineage: Eukaryota; Fungi; Ascomycota; Eurotiomycetes; Eurotiales; Aspergillaceae. The transcript has 4 exons. The record is from RefSeq and is a predicted model, not a curated record. Gene Ontology annotation, biological process: protein phosphorylation. Gene Ontology annotation, molecular function: ATP binding; protein kinase activity.